Zonotrichia leucophrys gambelii is the source of this 1303-nucleotide messenger RNA. It is a transcript of the gene TAPBPL, whose product is annotated as TAP binding protein like. Gene Ontology annotation, biological process: peptide antigen assembly with MHC class I protein complex. Lineage: Eukaryota; Metazoa; Chordata; Aves; Passeriformes; Passerellidae. The annotation marks the transcript as partial. The record is from RefSeq and is a predicted model, not a curated record. Gene Ontology annotation, molecular function: TAP complex binding; MHC class I protein complex binding. The transcript is spliced from 8 exons. Gene Ontology annotation, cellular component: MHC class I peptide loading complex.
AUGGCGGGAGCGCGGCUGCUGCUGGCGGGUCUGUUCCAGAUUUGGGGAGGGGUCGCGGUUUUUGGGGAGCCCCCCCCCGCCCUGCGCUGCCCCCUGCUGGACCGGCGCGGCGCCCCCGCCCCCCGCGGGGCCCUGCUCCGCUUCCUGGGAGACCCCGGGGCGCCCCCGCACCCCGAGACCCCCCCGGACCCCCAGAACACCUUCGACGUCAUCGACCCCCCUGGGACCCCCAGAACACCUUCGACGUCAUCGACCCCCCCGGGACCCCCAGAACACCUUCGACGUCAUCGACCCCCUGGGGGUCCUGCCGGAUUUUUGGGGUCCCUCGCGGGCGCCCCCCCGGUGCGAGCUGAGCCCCACGGAGCCGCUGCUGCCGCCGCCCCCGGGGCCGUCCCCGCGCUGCCACCCCGGGCUGGGCACGCGCUGGUGGCUGCUGGCCCUGGGACACCGCGCAGGGAGGGGACGGUGCUGCUGCAGCAGGUGACAGCGGCACAGGGGGACACGGCCAGGGUCAACGCCUCCCUGGCCAUCUCCACGCUGACCCCGACCCUGCGGGGGCGCCUGGGGACCCCCCAGACCCUGCACUGCUCCUUCACCCCCCCCGCCCCGGGCGUCCCCUUCACCCUGGAGUGGCUGCGGCACCGCGACGGCGCCACCCGGCGCCUGCUGGCCUUCGACUCGGCCGCCAACCGCGUCACCGAGGCGGCGCCGGGGGUGCUGCUGCUGCUGGGGGGGCACGGGGACACCCCUGGGACACCCCCGGGGACAGCGGGGACACAGCCGCCAGGGGGCGCUGUUCAGGUCUCUCUGCAGCUGCCGCCGCUCUCGGUGUCCGAUGACGGCUCCUUCGUCUGCUCCGUGGCCACGCCCCUCGGGCAGCUGCAGCAGGUGCUGCGCAUGAACGUGAUUGCCCCUCCCCAGGUGUCCCUGGUCCCCUCCGUGCUGUCCCCGGGUGUCCCAGCCCGGCUCCGCUGUGACGCCGUCGGGUUUUUCCCUCUGGACGUUGGGAUCCGCUGGGAGCGCCAGGCCCGGGGGGACCCGCGGCCACGCCCGGUGACACCCGAGGGUGCCACCGCCACCCUUGGGGACAGUGCCAGCAGCCCUGGGGACAGUGCCAGCGCCACCCCUGGGGACAGCGGCGCGGGGCUGAGCUGGAGCUCGGGGCACCGGCGCGCGGCCGACGGCACCUUCAGCCGGAGCGCGGGGCUGAGCGUGGCCAAGGGGACAGCGGGGGACACCUACAGCUGCCUGGUGACACACGUGGCCUGGGACGUGCCACUCAGGGUCACUGUGCAGGUGGCAG